AUGGCGCCGCCCCCGAGCACCAGCGCCCCCGACGGCGGCCUGGAUCCCAGGGACGUGUGCGUCGUCGGCGUCGCCCGCACGCCCAUCGGCGCGCUGCUCGGCUCCCUCUCCUCCCUCCCGGCCACCAGGCUCGGCUCCGUCGCCAUCCAGGGCGCUCUCCGGCGAGCCAGCGUCGACCCGGCGCUGGUGCAGGAGGUGUUCAUGGGCAACGUCCUCAGCGCCAACCUCGGCCAGGCCCCCGCCAGGCAGGCCGCCCUCGGCGCCGGCCUGCCCAACACCGUCCCCUGCACCACCAUCAACAAAGUCUGCUCCUCGGGGAUGAAGGCUGUCAUGCUCGCGGCGCAGUCGAUUCAGCUGGGGAUCAACGACGUCGUGGUCGCCGGCGGCAUGGAGAGCAUGUCCAAUGCCCCCAAAUACGCUGCAACGGCAAGGCGAGGGUCGCGGUUUGGGCAUGAUGUCCUCAUCGACGGGAUGCUCAAGGACGGGUUGUGGGAUGUGUAUAAUGAUUUCCAUAUGGGGAUGUGCGCUGAGCUGUGUGCUGAUCAGCACUCCAUUACAAGGGAGGAGCAGGAUGCUUAUGCCGUCCAGAGCAAUGAGCAUGGAAUAGCAGCUCGAGACAGCGGCGCGUUUGAUUGGGAAAUUGUUCCGGUUGAAAUUCCUUCUGGUAGAGGCAGACCACCAGUUGUAGUUGACAAGGAUGAGAGUCUUGCAAAGUACGAUCCAGUGAAGCUGAAGAAACUUGGACCGGCUUUUAAGAAGAAUGGCGCUGUAACUGCCGGCAAUUCUUCUAGUAUAAGCGAUGGUGCUGCUGCAAUUGUGCUGGUCAGUGGGGAGAAAGCCAAGAACCUUGGCCUUCAAGUUCUUGCGAGGAUCAGAGGGUACGCUGAUGCUGCUCAGGCACCUGAGCUAUUUACAACAACUCCAGCUCUUGCUAUCCCAAAGGCUAUAUCAAAUGCAGGUCUCCGAGAUUCACAAAUAGAUUAUUAUGAGAUAAAUGAGGCUUUUUCGGUUGUUGCAGUGGCAAACCAGAGACUUCUUGGCAUCUCUCCUGGAAAACUGAAUUUAAGUGGUGGCGCUGUUUCCCUGGGCCAUCCUAUUGGUUGCAGUGGUGCACGAAUCAUAGUCACCUUGCUCGGGAUUCUUAGACAGAAACAGGGCAAGUUUGGGGUUGCCGGGGUGUGCAACGGCGGGGGUGGUGCUUCAGCCAUCGUCGUAGAGUCAUGCAGGCAAUCUUCGUCGCGCCUACGUUCCUCGCUGUGA
Triticum turgidum subsp. durum (durum wheat) is the source of this 1260-nucleotide messenger RNA. Lineage: Eukaryota; Viridiplantae; Streptophyta; Magnoliopsida; Poales; Poaceae. The record is from the annotation of a GenBank genome assembly.